AACAACCGCGGUAACAAUUUAAGUAGCCCAUUUCCACGGGGAAACCGCGGACUUGGCAACACUGGAACACUGCCUGAGGCAAUGAAUCUUCUUUUGUGAACUCAACUGAUUUAAAAGAUUCGAGUCGCUGAGAUGAAUCAAAGGCGCGCGCUCGACUCUGGGUGUGCACGACAGGGCAGACGGUAGUGCACGCGCUCAGCUCUCCUCUCCUCUUCCGCAGAGUAUCGCACAGCAGCAGCAAGCAGCAGUCAGCAGCGCCUCUGGGAGGAUGGAUGGAGCGGGCUCGUUUGGAGCGGGCCGAGCCGGUUCGGCCUUUGAUCCGAUUGCGUUCAUCAAACAACCACAGACAAUCCUAAGAGUCCUGGCAUGGAUCUUCUCCAUGGUGGUCUUUGCUUCAAUAAUAAAUGAGGGCUAUGUGAAUAUGGGCAGUGAGCGACUGCACUGUGUCUUUAAUAAGAACGCAGACGCCUGUAACUAUGGCAUUACUAUAGGAAUUGUGGCUUUCUUAGCCUGCGUCUUCUUCCUAGCCCUGGACGUCUACUUCCCCCAGAUCAGCAGUAUUAAAGAUAGAAAGAGAGCAGUGCUGUUGGAGAUGGUUUUUUCAGGAUUCUGGACGUUCCUUUGGUUUGUAGGAUUCUGCUUUUUGGCCAGUCAGUGGAGUCAUACUUCCCCUAAGGAGCUGCCGCUGGAGCAGGCGUCAGACGCAGCACGAGCAGCUAUUGCCUUCUCUUUCUUCUCCAUCCUUACCUGGGCGGGCCUAACGGUGUGCGCCGUUCAGAGGUUCCUGCUCGGCACUGACAUGACACUGUUCACCACUGAGCAAACGGCCGCCCAGCCGCCCAAGCAGCCGUACCCCUCCAACGACGUGAUUGGUCAGACCACCAUCCCCGUCAACGCUUACCAGAGUCCACCGCUCAUCGAAACCGUGGAGACCCGCCCCCCUGGAUACAAGAUCCCACCUGCAUUUUAAUCCACAACCAAUCAGAAGGCAAGGAAUAUAGCAGUGCUAAAGGACAGAGUAUAGACUGCCGUCAAUGUUAGCUAAAUGUAUCGUAUCGUAUCGCGUUUUAGUAACGGGGUGGCGAGGGGAUGAUGCUCACCUUCUGUAGUCCGCACUAUAAUACAGUCUGAUGAUGUAUAGUCUCACUUUAACCGGAGCAAAGAUGGAUGUUUUGGGUUGAUUGUGAUUGCCUAACCAAAUGUUUUACAUUCGGCUACAAAUAAUUGUCAAAAUCACCAUGUGCUAUUUAUUUAGCGUUUUAUUAUUAUUGUUUAAUUAAAGAAAUGAAAAAUAAUUAAAGGUGCACUAAGUAUUGGCUGUUGCAUCAUUUAAAAUCAAAAGUUUUUGGUGAGUAAAUAAUGACAGAAUUUAAUAACUUUAAUUCUGGUAAUUCAGAAAAAGCUUAUCUAAAUGAUGACUGUUUUGAAAUAAAAAAUUAAAAAAAAUUGAAAUAAAAUCGAUUAAGGGGUUUUAGACCACUAAUAUGAGUGGAGUCAAAUUUCAUAUCCAAAAUUUACAACGUAUUUUACAAAAGUACAGGGUAAAACUUUUAUCCAAUUGCAAAAGUUACUUGGUGCACCUUUAAGUAUAACAAAAGGAUAGCUUAUAUUAUAUUAUAUUUUUGUGUUUCUGAUUAUCAAAUGAUACAGUCUUGGCACAGCUGAUUGACAGAAGUACCAAACGAUACAUCAGUCAACGUCUACUGCAGUUAAAUCAGUUCUGUCCACGUCAUUUGUGUCAAAAUCUGUUUUUGUUGAGAGAGAAUUAGCAAAUGUGUUUAUAAGUACUUACAGUAUGUCACUAUUAAGAGAGAGAGAGAGAGAUAAUGAGAAAUGGUGAAGAGAGUGAGCAAAUGAGUGUGUGCGUGUGUGUUUGCUGAUGGACUCUAGUAGCAGUCAGAGACAUUCCGGAUGAGAUAACUGAGAUUACCGGAACAGAUUGUUUACUUUAACAAGCAUACUUGUGCAUAUAUGUGUGUGUGUGUGUGUGUGUGUUUAAGUGUGGGUGGGAAUGCGUGUGCUUGCUCUAAUUCCGUCUAAUUGCAUGAUAUGGUAAAAUGCCACAAAUUCCCACUGAAGCAGAGAUGCAAUUGUUAUAUUUUGUUAAUGGAAGAAGUUAAGUGGUUAUUAAAGUCUUUAAGAUUACAUAUACAGUACCAUGAGGUCCUGAAUAAAGAUGAACCAGUACAGUGAAGCAGACUGCUGGAUGAUGCUAUUUUGUGUGCUGGGAUUCCAAAAUGACAAAACCAUAUUUCACAGAAAAAAUAUAAUAAGUUUUGGAAUAACAUGAU
This is a messenger RNA of Onychostoma macrolepis, 2291 nucleotides long. It is a transcript of the gene syngr3b, whose product is annotated as synaptogyrin 3b. The record is from RefSeq and is a predicted model, not a curated record. Lineage: Eukaryota; Metazoa; Chordata; Actinopteri; Cypriniformes; Cyprinidae. Bases 269 to 970 code for a protein of 233 amino acids. Gene Ontology annotation, cellular component: synaptic vesicle membrane; neuromuscular junction. The transcript is spliced from 4 exons.